AUCUACCCCGUCUUUUAUAAGAAACUUCUAGAACUAGCACCUCUAGAUACUAAGCUAGUAACGAAUAUAGAGCUUAAAGACAACAAAUAUAAGGUUAAGAAAAUUAAGAACCUACGGAAAAUUAGUAAAAAUCUAAUAAACUAUAAGUUACUAGUACGUAAAUACUACUAG
Messenger RNA from Bipolaris victoriae FI3, 171 nucleotides. RefSeq lists its product as hypothetical. The transcript has 2 exons. The record is from RefSeq and is a predicted model, not a curated record. The annotation marks the transcript as partial. NCBI's taxonomy places the organism in Eukaryota, Fungi, Ascomycota, Dothideomycetes, Pleosporales, Pleosporaceae.